Messenger RNA from Budorcas taxicolor (takin), 402 nucleotides. RefSeq names its product Purkinje cell protein 2 (gene PCP2). Gene Ontology annotation, molecular function: protein binding; guanyl-nucleotide exchange factor activity. The transcript is spliced from 4 exons. Bases 1 to 402 code for a protein of 133 amino acids. The record is from RefSeq and is a predicted model, not a curated record. NCBI's taxonomy places the organism in Eukaryota, Metazoa, Chordata, Mammalia, Artiodactyla, Bovidae.
AUGGACCAGGAAGAGGAGAAUGUGGGCUCUGCCUGCAACAAGGCUGGCUCCCCAGACCAGGAGGGCUUCUUCAACCUGCUGAGCCACGUGCAGGGCGGCCGGAUGGAGGAGCAGCGCUGCUCGCUGCAGGCGGGGCCGGGCCCAGCCUCUGACAGCCAGAGCGCCCCUGCACCCGAGAUGGACAGCCUCAUGGACAUGCUGGCCAAUACCCAGGGCCGCCGCAUGGAUGACCAGCGAGUGACGGUCAGCGCCCUGCCUGGCUUCCAGCCUUUGGGCCCCAAGGAUGGAGUGCAGAAACGAGCUGGGACCCUCAGUCCCCAACCCCUCCUCACCCCCCAGGACCCAGCUGCUCUCAGCUUCCGUCGGAACAGCAGCCCCCAGCCCCAGACACAAGCCCCCUGA